AUGCAGGAGCAGCUGUCGAAGAAUCGAGUGAUCAUCGAGUACGACGGGAAGAAGAACAUCUCCGCCGCCAUCACAUCCUCCACGCACGAGAGAAAGUCCCGAUGCAACAUCCACAUGAAAAACGGGAAGGUGUACAUGAAGCACAACAGCCUGGGGGACGACGUGCCGAUAGUGGUCAUCCUCAGGGCGAUGGGGGCCACAAGCGACCAGGAGAUUGUCCAGCUUGUGGGGUCCGAGCCGGAUAUCAUGAACGCCUUCAUGGCCAGUCUUGAGGACUCGCAGUCCGUGGGCGUGUUCACGCAGAAGCAGGCUUUGCUGUACAUCGGGACGAAGAUGAGGGUUCCCCCUAAGGCCGGCGCAAGAGCGAUGCGGCAACAAUCCUCGUGA
Molecule: messenger RNA, 387 nt
Organism: Ectocarpus siliculosus
Lineage: Eukaryota; Phaeophyceae; Ectocarpales; Ectocarpaceae
Source: the annotation of a GenBank genome assembly